Messenger RNA from Phymastichus coffea, 893 nucleotides. Its product is annotated as cuticle protein 21-like. Lineage: Eukaryota; Metazoa; Arthropoda; Insecta; Hymenoptera; Eulophidae. The record is from RefSeq and is a predicted model, not a curated record. The coding region runs from base 27 to 593 and encodes 188 amino acids. Gene Ontology annotation, cellular component: extracellular matrix. The transcript is spliced from 3 exons.
CGCCGCUUAAUGUUACACUUGACAAAAUGAUCUCGAAGUUGCUGAGGCAUUCACCAAUCUUUAUCAUUUUAAUUGCAAACUAUUGCCACGGUGGUCUCCUAGCGACACUAGGCGAUCAGCAUCAUUAUCAACAUCAAGUAGCAAGUUCUUUCAUGCACUUUCACGGCCCAAUAGAAGGUCCAGAAUAUGAAAUCAAGGUGCUCGAGCAUCACCACGAGGACAAUCACUUGCUUCACAAUCACGAAAAUCAUUAUACUCAUGACUAUAUGGCACAUCCCAAGUACCAGUUUUCUUAUGGCGUCGAAGAUCACCAUACCGGUGACUUUCACAGCCAGAAGGAGACCCGCGACGGCCAUAGCGUGUCAGGCGAGUAUAGCAUAGCAGAGCCAGGCGGUGGAUUACGCGUGGUUAGUUAUCACGCCGACAAGGACGGCUUUCACGCAGUCGUUCAUACAUCCGGUAAGAACGAGCACCACGGUUUCCCCCAAGGUCAUCUCGCAAUAGCAGCAACUGCUACGGAACAGCAACAACUUCUUCAGGAAUAUCCGGCCGCUUCGUACGACAACGCUCAACACGAGGAAACAACUUAUUGACACUACAUGGAGUUCACUGCUUUUCACUUCCCAACUAUCUCAUGAAGAGCUCGAGACGCUUACAAACCAAUGUUCCACUUGUGAAUGUCAUAAACUCUCUUCUUUUUACUUUAAAAGAAGAGAGUAUAUAUAGCUUCAGUUUGUAAAUAAUACUAGUACGUAUGUAAUCUCGAAAUAAAUGUUUUUCUUUGCAAUUUUCAAAUGUUUUGAUAAAUUUUGGUAAUUUGUGAGAUGAUGAGAAGAGAAAAUUUGAAAGAACUUCUCAUUGCUAUGUAAGAGUGAAAUAAUUUUUCAAAUAAU